AACGGCCCAUAAAAAUAAUCCAAACUCAACCCCAAAGUUAGGGGAAGCUAUCCGGUCGGAGGAUUUGUAUGUAUGAAUAUGGCAAUUGCAUUCGCAGCAGUGGCAAGACCAUCCUCAAUGGUAUUGCUAACGAGACAAAGAUCCAUACCCAGGUGGGUCUUCACCCCUCUCGCUUCUUCAUCUUUUUCGUCGUCGACUUCUUCCUCCACUCCUUCCAGAAAGCUCGUUCUCUACUCAAAGCCCGGUUGCUGUUUGUGUGAUGGCCUCAAAGAAAAACUCCAAGCUGCCUUCUUACUCUCCGGCCCUGAUUCCCUUCACGAUGUUGAUUUACAGAUAAUGGAUAUAACCAGCAAUCCUGAGUGGGAAAUGGCUUAUCAAUAUGAGAUACCCGUGUUAGCCAAAGUACUCUCUGAUGGCACCGAGGAAAUCCUACCUAGGUUAUCUCCACGUCUUGGAGUGGAGCUCGUCCAAAAGAAGAUUGCAGCUGCUUUGAAACAAUAAGAGGAUUCGAAGGUCAUUGAGUGAUCGAUACUCAAGGAUGCUCUUUGUUUUUUAAUAUAAAGAUCUUAAGUGCGAAGGAUGAUUCUAAUACGAUUUUUUUAACAUUGAUUUAGGGAAGUAAAUUUUGAACAUUAAUCAAAUCAGGCAUUCUGUCU
This is a messenger RNA of Juglans microcarpa x Juglans regia, 656 nucleotides long. RefSeq lists its product as uncharacterized. NCBI's taxonomy places the organism in Eukaryota, Viridiplantae, Streptophyta, Magnoliopsida, Fagales, Juglandaceae. The record is from RefSeq and is a predicted model, not a curated record. Bases 73 to 501 code for a protein of 142 amino acids. The transcript has 3 exons.